GAGAGAUUCAUCAUGUUACUCAGAAAGGCACAAAAUUUUAAACUUAUGAAUUUUUUAUUUCUGGAAUUUUCCAUUUAAUAUUUUGGACCAUGGUUGACCACAGGUAACUGAAACCACAGAAAGCACAACUGCUAAUAAUGGGGGACUACUGUAUAUCUCAGGUCACCAAACCUUUAAAAAGACAACAUUGAUUUUAAAAGUAUAUAUAUUGCUACUGGGAUAACUAAGAAGACUAAAGGUUGACAGGAGUUUUUAUGAUGAGAACAGACUAAAGAGAUUAGGACUCUUCAUCAUGAAAGGGGCCCAGACUGCAGCCUAUAAAUCAGGAAGGAACAGGAAGUUGGGGCAACACCACUUUGUCCAUCGGAUCCACAGCGCAGCUGCUGAGAGCGACAUUUACAGCUCAACAAAGCUCCUUUCAGGACUCAGAAAGGUCGGUGAAAAUGUACACCUUAGUUAUAUUGAAUAUGGAAGAAGACGGGCUUUUUGGAGAAAAAGCAUUCCAGCAUUACUGCGCAGAAUUCAUCAAACACUCACAGCGAAUAGGUGAUGGUUGGGAAUGGAGAACUUCAAAGGACUCUUCUGAUGGAUACAUGUGCAAAACACAUUUUCAAAUAAAAAAUGGGACAGUGCUGUCACAUCAAGGGACAUCUGCCCAUGUACAGACGUGUCUCCCCAUGGAGGAGGCUUUAGAGUUACCCUUGGAUGAUUCUGAAGCAGCUGAGACCGCAGCAGCAACCGAAGUGAUUAAAUAUGAGUAUCAUGUCUUAUAUUCCUGUAGCUACCAAGUGCCUGUGCUUUACUUUAGGGCAAGCUUUUUAGAUGGAAGACCUUUAUCUCUGAAGGAUGUAUGGGAAGAAGUCCGCGAGUGCUAUCAGCCGCGGCUGCAGCAGGGACCCUGGGACACUAUCACCCAACAGGAGCACCCCAUACUCGGGCAACCCUUCUUUGUACUUCACCCCUGCAAGACGGAUGAAUUCCUGACUCCCGUGUUAAAGAAUUCUCAAAAAAUCAAUAGGCCCGUCAACUACGUCACGUCUUGGCUGAGCAUUGUAGGGCCCGUGGUUGGGCUUCACCUGCCUCUGAGUUACGCCAGAGCCGCCUCUCAGGAUGAGUGAAAUGUCGACGGACGAGAUUCUUCUGUUGAGCCAAAGAGCUUAGACGUUGCAGCAGGAAGAACACGGGAGUUUAAGUGGCUGACCCUGACUUUAAUGGCACCCGUGCCGCGAGUUUUCAGCUCACCAAGAUUUCGACAUGGAUUUCUUUUUCCCUUGGAAGCAAAUGUCUGCAGCAACCGAUAUACCAUAUAUUCAGAAGAAACACCUCAAAGACACAAAUCAAUAUAAGUAGCAAAAACUGAAUGUAACUCGAUAAUAUAAAUGCUGACAUCAUUAGGGCAUUUUCACGUUGUUCUUUCGUGUCUCAGACGUGUUUUCUUCAUCUUUCGUAUGAGAACAAACUACCUCAAUAGGGUUACUGUGAGAACCAUGUGAGAUCAUCAGUACAUGGAAAAAUAUUGUAAAGGGUUAUACAAAUACUCAUUAAAUGCCCUC
Molecule: messenger RNA, 1553 nt
Organism: Molossus molossus (Pallas's mastiff bat)
Lineage: Eukaryota; Metazoa; Chordata; Mammalia; Chiroptera; Molossidae
Gene: ATG10
Product: autophagy related 10
Exons: 8
Biological process (GO): protein modification by small protein conjugation; macroautophagy; protein lipidation
Cellular component (GO): intracellular anatomical structure
Molecular function (GO): Atg12 transferase activity
Source: RefSeq, a predicted model, not a curated record